Molecule: messenger RNA, 618 nt
Organism: Guillardia theta CCMP2712
Lineage: Eukaryota; Cryptophyceae; Pyrenomonadales; Geminigeraceae
Exons: 1
Coding region: 1-618 (205 amino acids)
Source: RefSeq, a predicted model, not a curated record
AUGAUGCAGCGAUGGUCGGAGCACAAGAAAGAUUGUUUAUUAGAGAAAUCGAAGACAUACAAUUGCUUAUUGUACAAGACGAUGCGUCAGCAUGGUGUGGACAAGUGGAAGAUAGAACUGUAUGAACGGUUUCCAUGUAGUAACAGAACAGAAUUGAGGAAGAAAGAAGGUGACAUCAUAAAGCAGAUAGGAACCUUGAAUGGCAAGGUAGCGGGACGUGGCAAGAAAGAAUAUAGUGAGGAGAAUGCUGAGUAUUUGAAGGAGUAUAAGAAGAAAUAUGCUGAGGAGAACAAAGAGAAGUUGAAGCAGUAUCGUGAGGAGAACAAGGAAAGAUUUAAUGAGAGGAAGAGGAUGAAUUGGAAGCCCUUGACAGGAGAAAAGCAAGAAGCGCACAAAGCGUAUUGUAAAGAGUAUCAUUUAAAGAAUGCAGUCGUGGAGAGGGAAAAGUACAAGAAGUUUUAUGAAGAGAAUAGAGAUAGGUUAAAUGAAAGAAGGCGCGAACGUAGGCGAAUCAAGAAAGAAGCGAUGGGGGCAGCUUCAAAUGAGAAGAAAGAAUCUGAUGAAUUAGUGGAAGAUAUUGGUAGACUUGCUAUCAAUCAAAAAAAUGAAACUGAUUAA